This is a messenger RNA of Xyrichtys novacula (pearly razorfish), 9455 nucleotides long. The record is from the annotation of a GenBank genome assembly. NCBI's taxonomy places the organism in Eukaryota, Metazoa, Chordata, Actinopteri, Labriformes, Labridae.
AAACAGCAGAAGAAGAAAUCGCGGAAGUAAGGUUUCCAAACAGAAUCCCGUUGGAAGUGAAUAAAAGAUUCGAUCACCUUCUUUGAUCAUUAAAUCAUCGAUAUUGGACUGAUCAGUUCCCAAUAAGACGAUGGGCACCAGAGACGAUGAGUAUGAUUAUCUGUUCAAAGGUAAAUGAGUUUAAAUGUCUGUUAGCUAAGAGGCUAAAGCUAACCGUCAGUCUUUGUGCUUUUAUGGUUUUUUAAAUGUUUUUAUUUUAAUUUUCAGUUUAAAGUUUAAUAUUUUCAGACAGUUUGACUGUAAAGAAGAGUUAAAAAGACCCUCCUCUGUCCUCUGAGAGAAGAUUAUCUCUGUUUUUGUCCUUUUAUUUUAUAAUAAUGAAGAAAAACACUAAAGCUAACGUUAGCCGUUAGCUCAGGGUUAGCCUGUGGGCCGGACACACCUAACCGGAACCGGGACCCGGUUCUUCACACAGACCCGGUCCGUUAGAGUCAGCAGGCACAGAAAAAAAGAGGAAAAUAAAGAAAAACAGACUUGAAAGAGUCUCUGAGUGUUUUCAUGUUUAUCUGGGUUUAAGAAAGAAACUGAGGAGACGAGAGAACCGGGUCAGACUGGACUCUAAAGAGGACCGGGUCAGACUGGACUCUAAAGAGGACCGGGUCAGACUGGACUCUGACAGUCUGGACUAAUUUACAGUUUGAUUCUUGAUGAGAAGAAACUGGUUUUCAGAACAGUUCUGGUUCUGUGUUCAGGGUCUGAGGUCAGUCCACUGACAGAGACCGGGUCUACAGAGACCGGGUCUACAGUCCUAAUGACAUAGACUGGGUCUACCUGUAGACCAGAAACCGCAGACGUCCCUGUUAAUCCUUGGUGUAGGGCUGGGCGAUAAAACGAUAACGAUAUCCAAGAUUAAUUUCCUUCAAUAUCGAUAUCAAACAUGAUCAAUAUCCUUUUCAAUAGUCGUCAUUCUGACAUGUUUUGGUCGACUAUACGAACAGCCAAUAAAAAGGGGAGUUUCUCCGGGUCUGAACCAAUCAUGUUCUGAGUCAGAACCAAGUAUCAACCAACAGACAGCAGCUCCACCCAACCAUAGCACUUUAACAGGUGAAGCCGACAGCACUGUUGGUGAGAAACAAAGAAAAUGAGUGCUACCCCCGACAGAAAUGACCAUGAAGGCUCAACAGAUGACCACAUCAAUGUCAACCACAACACUGGCGUUAGGAAAACGUCGGUGGUGUGGAGGUAUUUUGGUUUUUGGAGGUCGGACAUGAAGCAGAGUAAUGUGGACUGUAAAUUAUGUCGAGUACAUGUUCUCACAAAGUCGGGGAAUACCUCAAAUCUUUUUCACCACCUGAAGCAGCGCCACGCCGCAGAGCACGCGCAACGCAGAAGGUUACAAACCCCGAGAGGUGUAGCUGCUGUCUGCUACCACUUUGCAGUUGGUUGAUACUUGGUUCUAAUUCAGAACAUGAUUGGUUCAGACCCGGAGAAACUCCCCUUUUUAUUGGCUGUUCGUAUAGUCGACCAAAACAUGUCAGAAUGACGACUAUUGAGAAGGAUAUUGAUCGUGUUUUAUAUCGAUAUCGGGGGAAAAUAAUUUUACACAUGUAUCAUCGUCGUUUUAUUGCCCAGUCCUAGAAAGGGGAUUUAUUUGGGGGGUGGGGUCUCACAUGGUUCCUGGCCCCCCCAGCAGUGUUGGUGGUCCAAAAGCCCAGGACACGACCCUGCCUGUUAGCUGGUCCAUGAGUUAGUAGACUGGUGGGUCCAUGAUAAACAGAGGGUUCUGGGACGGUCUCAGUGAGAGACAGAGACCUGCAGGUCUACAGUUAGACCACUUCUCAGGACUGUGUGUGACCAUGUAGACCCCAGCCUCUGUAGUCCAUGUGGACCCCCAUCAGAGUCCUCUCCUCUCCUGAUAGAUCUUUGAUUAGGGAGGACUUUCAUGAACAGGAUCAGAAAAACAGGGUCCAAAACCCGGUUUUCCUUCAUGGUCUAGAUCAGUGGUUCUUAACUGGUCUCACUCUGGGACCCACAUUUUCCCAUGAUCCUUCAGUCACGACCCACUUUUAUAAAAUUCAAACCAAGAACAUUAAUUCAUUAUAAAAAAUCUUUGACAUGAAUUCACUGUUUUUAUUGAAUGAACUGAAGUUUGGUGUACAGAAAAUAUCAAAUCACCAAAAAUGGAGACCAGGACCAUGAAAAAAACAUUCAGAACAUAAUCAGAAGAACCACAUUAAACAAAAUAAAGACCUUAAAAAAAACAUGAAUUUAGUUUUACUGCAUCAGGCCACAAUAAUAAGAAACCGAGGAGGACCACGACAUAACAAAUGCCUUUCAAAAUAAGAUAUUUUUCAGAAUAAAAGACAUGUCAAACAUCAGCUGAGCAUCAAAUAUUUUUUAUUUUGACCAGCUGUUCGCGACCCAUCCAGAACGUGUCUGCGACCAGCUUUUGGGUCGGGACCCACCAGUUGAGAACCACUGAGCAAAGUCUAAAGUUAUAUUUGAAGAUCAGGAGUUUGAUAGAAGUAUGAAGAUGAAGAUGAAGAUGAAGGACGUUCUUCUGUCUGAGGUUCAAACGCAGGUGUCCAGGUGAUAAACCAUGAUGCUCUCUCCUCUCUGUGUUUCAGUGGUCCUGAUCGGAGACUCGGGGGUGGGCAAAAGUAACCUGCUGUCUCGUUUCACCCGGAACGAGUUUAACCUGGAGAGUAAGAGCACCAUCGGAGUUGAGUUCGCCACGCGCAGCAUCCAGGUGGACGGGAAGACGGUCAAGGCCCAGAUCUGGGACACGGCCGGUCAGGAGCGCUACCGAGCCAUCACAUCAGCGUGAGUACAGAGGAGGGGGUCUGAGGGCCCCCCCAGACUACAGCGGACCCGUUUAGGGCAGCAUUCACCUUUAGUCAGAGAGUCUGCACAUCAGUAGGGAAGGAAAACAGCCUUUUCUGAGAACAUCAACCGGUAAUUUAUUGACGGUCCCUUAUUCAACACCGACGUUGACAGUGAGGGUGUCGAGUAGAUUUAACCGCGCUGCUGUUGUUAUUCCCGGUUAUGGAGAGUGAGAAGACACCGGUAGAUCCUCAGAGAAUGUCCGUCAGAUAUCCAACCUGAAACUAACUUCACCGCCGUAUUUACAGGAAAAUAUAUCCAACCUGAAACUAACUUCACCGCCGUAUUUACAGGAAAAUAUAUCCAACCUGAAACUAACUUCACCGCCGUAUUUACAGGAAAAUAUAUCCAACCUGAAACUAACUUCACCGCCGUAUUUACAGGAAAAUAUAUCCAACCUGAAACUAACUUCACCGCCGUAUUUACAGGAAAAUAUAUCCAACCUGAAACUAACUUCACCGCAGUAUUUACAGGAAAAUAUAUCCAACCUGAAACUAAAUUCACCGCCGUAUUUACAGGAAAAUAUAUCCAACCUGAAACUAACUUCACCGCCGUAUUUACAGGAAAAUAUAUCCAACCUGAAACUAACUUCACCGCCGUAUUUACAGGAAAAUAUAUCCAACCUGAAACUAACUUCACCGCCGUAUUUACAGGAAAAUAUAUCCAACCUAAAACUAACUUCACCGCCGUAUUUACAUGUGGAUUUCAGCUCUGACGUUGAUGUUUCAGUGGUGUGUUUCUGAACCUCUCCUGUAACGGGGUCUGCAGGUAUUACCGCGGGGCAGUCGGAGCGCUCCUGGUCUACGACAUCGCCAAACAUCUAACCUAUGAGAACGUGGAGCGCUGGCUGAAGGAGCUGAGGGAUCACGCCGACAGCAACAUCGUCAUCAUGCUGGUGGGCAACAAGAGCGACCUGCGUCACCUCCGAGCCGUUCCUACUGACGAGGCUCGGGCUUUCGCAGGUAAGACAGAUCCCCGGUUAUUUUCGUGUGUGUGUGAGGAACCAGGCUGUGGAUGUUCUUGGACUGAAUCUGGUUCUGAAAUCCAGACGGCUCCUCACUUGUGGUCUGGUCUGACUCUCAGCUGUUUAUGGAGCUGAUGCUGCCCCGCCCUUUUUCCUGCGUUUAACUUUGACCGUUUCCUUCCCCUCAGGAGAGUCUGAGCAGGUUUACCACCUGCAUCCUGACAAAACAACAACAACAACAGCAGCAGCAGUGAAAAGGACAGAGAGUCUAUAAGAAGAUUUAAGACGUUAAAGUAGAAACUUGUUCUGAUCAUAGACGGGUCAGAGAUUUAUUAACGUCCAAACUGAACUCUGAUGGUCACUGAGACUGGAAACAAAAGAGAGUGAAUAUAUGUCAGAGAAAGUCCAAAUAACCACUUUAAAGUCCGAGUUUCACUGAGAAAUUCAACAAACUCAUCAGAGGUUUGGUUUUAGUCUGUGAGGUCUUUGACUGAGGGUCAGGGUCUGUUUCAGGGUCUGUUUGUAUCUCAUUCCAAGUGUUUGAGAGACAAUAGGGUGACCCUGAGUGUCCUAAAAGGUGCCCUUUAUAGAAAAAAGUAUUAUUAUUAUUAUUUAGUUAUUAUUAUUAUAAUUAUUACUAUUAUUAUUAUUGUUAUUAUUAUUUAGUUAUUAUUAUUAUUAUUUAGUUGUUAUUAUUAUUAUUAUUAUUUAGUUAUUAUUAUUAUUAUUUAGUUGUUAUUAUUAUUAUUAUUAUUUAGUUAUUAUAAUAAUAAUGAUAAUGAUAAUAAUAAUAAUUAUUAUUAUUAUUAUUAUUAUUUAGUUAUUAUUAUUAUAAUUAUUACUAUUAUUAUUAUUAUUAUUAUUAUUAUUAUUAGUUAUUAUUAUAAUUAUUACUAUUAUUAUUAUUAUUAUUAUUAUUAUUUAUUAUUAUUAUAAUUAUUACUAUUAUUAUUAUUACUAUUAUUAUUAUUAUUAUUAUUAUUAUUAUUAUACUUUUAUUAUUAUUAUUUUUAUUUUUAUUAUUAUCAUGGAUGAAUUUUACUUUUUAUUUACAUUUGAAGUGAAGUGCUGCACAAUCAUGCCUCACAGCUGGGGUUGCUGCAGACUCCUCUCUCUCUCUCUCUCUCUCUCUCUCUCUCUCUCUCUCUCUCACUCUCACUCUCACUCUUUAACCCCCCGUAUCUCCAUGGUAACCGGUUCAUACCGGUCUGUUAUCUGAGGAAUGUCACAUAUUUGGUUUUGGGUUAACUUCGUUUUCUGUUGCAGAGAAAAACGGUUUAUCUUUCCUGGAGACAUCGGCUCUGGACUCCACCAACGUCGAGACGGCCUUCCAGACCAUUCUGACGGGUCAGUACCACCGGGUCCAAACGGUCCUUAUCUUCACACAGAGACAAACCUGCAGGUUCUGCUGUCCUCUCUCUAAGAUGUCAGUCAGCUCCUGGUUCUGAACUUUGUAAAGUCAGGUUGUCUGAGCGGCUCGUCUGUGAGGAGUGUCCGGUCUUCUGAUCACAAGUCACAUGACUAACUGCAGUCACAUGACUAACCACAGAGAUAACUGUGUUAGUGUGACAACGGAGAGAUCAUUAACUCCGUAAAACUUCAUGUCUCCAGGAUAUAAAAAUGGACUUCCUCCUCUUUACCCUCCGUGGUUCAGUCUCCUCGGAUCAGGACUGACAGAGGGUUUAGUCUCUGAGGUCUAGUCUUUGACGGAGGGUUUAGUCUCUGAGGUUUAGUCUCUGAGGUCUAGUCUUUGACGGAGGGUUUAGUCUCUGAGUGGGGGUUUAGUCUCUGAGGUCUAGUCUUUGACGGAGGGUUUAGUCUCUGAGGUCUAGUCUCUGAGGUUUAGUCUCUGAGGUUUAGUCUCUGACAGAGGGUUUAGUCUCUGACGGGGGGUUUAGUCUCUGAGGUUUAGUCUCUAAGUGGGGGUUUAGUCUCUGAGGUUUAGUCUCUGAGGUUUAGUCUCUGAGUGGGGGUUUAGUCUCUGAGGUCUAGUCUCUAAGUGGGGGUUUAGUCUCUGACAGAGGGUUUAGUCUCUGAGUGGGGGUUUAGUCUCUGAGGUUUAGUCUCUGAGGUUUAGUCUCUAAGUGGGGGUUUAGUCUCUGAGGUCUAGUCUCUAAGUGGGGGUUUAGUCUCUGACAGAGGGUUUAGUCUCUGAGUGGGGGUUUAGUCUCUGAGGUUUAGUCUCUGAGGUUUAGUCUCUGAGGUUUAGUCUCUGAGUGGGGGUUUAGUCUCUGAGGUUUAGUCUCUGAGGUUUUGUCUCUGAGGUUUAGUCUCUAAGUGGGGGUUUAGUCUCUGAGGUCUAGUCUCUGAGGUUUAGUCUCUGAGUGGGGGUUUAGUCUCUGAGGUUUAGUCUCUGAGGUUUAGUCUCUGAGUGGGGGUUUAGUCUCUGAGGUUUAGUCUCUGAGGUCUAGUCUCUGAGGUUUAGUCUCUGACGGGGGGUUUAGUCUCUGAGGUUUAGUCUCUGAGGUUUAGUCUCUGAGGUCUAGUCUCUGAGGUCUAGUCUUUGACGGAGGGUUUAGUCUCUGAGGUCUAGUCUCUGAGGUCUAGUCUCUGAGGUCUAGUCUUUGACGGAGGGUUUAGUCUCUGGGGGGGCAGAGCUGCUUCAAACUCUGAGUCCCUCCGUUCUCUCGUCCUCUCUCUCUCUCUGUAACUUCAGAGCUCCACCUGCUGUUGUUUGCUGGAAUUACAUUAAAAAGAGUUUGACUUUAAAGACAGGAAGUGGGAUGUUUGGAGACAGGAAGUGGGAUGUUUGGAGACAGGAAGUGUAGUUUUUGAUGUUGUGAUGUGAGUGACCCUGGACUUUCCUAUGAGGUUUUUAAUUCAUGUUUACACCCCUUCCCUCCCCCUUUCUCCCUCCCCCCUCAGAGAUCUACCGUAUCGUCUCCCAGAAGCAGAUGUCGGAGCGUCAGGAGAGCGACAUGUCGCCUAGCAACAACGUGGUCAACAUCCAGGUGCAGCCCACUGAGAACAAACCAAAGAUGCAGUGCUGUCAGAACAUCUAGCCCGCUACGGAUCUGCUGCCCCCCCAAACCCCCUUACCCACAGCCCCACCCCCCCCACCCCCACCCCGCUCACAGCUCCUCAAGCCCCGCCCCCUCAGAGAAGAGACUGCCUCGUUGUACUAUGUGGUGUGUGAGGGAGGAGCCACAGCUCUGCACCUACCUGUACCUGCCCCCCCCCCCACUCCUCACCCUGACCCCGCCCCCCCCCCGCCCUGGUAAAUAUAUCCCAGUAUAAAAGUCACCGUGUGGGGUGGCCCCCCCCCGCCCCAGCAGAGCCCCCCCUCAGGAGCGCAGGCAGCAGGCAUUUCAUAUCACUUUAGAUUUCAUUACUGUAGAUGCGCUGAGUCACGAAAAUGUCUUAAUAUAUGAAUGUGAUGAUGAUGAUGAUGAUGAUGAUGAUGAUGAUGAGUUUUCUUCUUCUUCUUCUUCUGUCCGCUCCUCCACCUUUUCUAUCAGCUGUCUGUCUGUCUGUCUGUCUCUCUUAUAUAUCUACUCUUAGGUAUAUAUCAAUUAAAGCACAUCAAGUGUAUUCCUAUAUAUGAGCUGUCAUAUUAGCCCCGCCCCCUCCUCUUUAGUGCAAUGUACUGUUGUGGAAACCACGUGGAUGUACGGCGGAGCGCCACCGUGUAGAGCGGCGGCGUGCUCCGGCCGUGUCAUACCAUGUUGAUCUGAUUGCUGUGAAUAUAAACGCUAGUGAAACGUAGAAACUCGCUUCAGUUGGUGCAGCAGGACGGCCGGCGUGGGCGAGCGAGCGUGCAUGCAGCGGUGUUGUCCCUGUGUUUCCAGCAGGUGGCGCUGUUGGGCUGUGACAGCUUUGCAUGUCUCUGUCGAAGGCUCUCUGCUGAGCUGCAUGUUGAUCAGGUGGACGACUCUGCGGUCUCACCUUUAGAGGGUUUCCCGUGGUCCUGCAGACACGGCGCCGCUCCGACGGCGACGAUCAGAACGCCGUUUUCGUGUUUGAACACAUCGGACAACAACAACAACUAUGCAGAAACUCGCACACGGCUGAUUUCUUUCCUUAGUUAUUAAAUGAAGGACUUGACCCCUCUGUCUGAGGACGGUGAUACUCACUAAUGUUCUGAUCCAAACUCGGUCCAAUGGCGUUGGAGCUUUGCAUGUACGCACAGAGCUGUAGUUCGGACGCUCGGCGGGAUUUCAUGAGGAAGUCAAACUGUUGCACUGAAACCUAAACGGCUGAUUUAGUAAACACGCUUUCUGUUUAGAGUUAGUUUUUACCGCACAUGAAGAAGAAUCUGGACCUCCUCCUUCUCUCAGACUGAAACAGAACCAGAACUCUACAGAACUCGAUCAGUUUCCUUUGGCGCUCUGAGCUGGACUUGGGUCUCCUCCAGGUCCUAGUGCCUCCUCCUCCGCUCACCCUGCAGACACGCCCCUCAUUCACCUGCCAAGAACUCACCUUCACCCGCCUCCCUCUUCAUCAGAACCUUCGCUCCGUCCUCCCCGUGAAGAGACGGACCCGUGUUGACCUGUGUCGACCCGCAUUGACCUGUGUUGACCCGUGUUGACCUGUGUUGACCCGUGUUGACCUGUGUUGACCCGCGUUGACCCACGUUGACCAGCGUUGACCCGCGUUGACCCGUGUUGACUCGUGUUGACCCGCGUUGACCUGUGUUGACCCGUGUUGACCCGCGUUGACCCACGUUGACCCGUGUUGACCUGUGUUGACCCACGUUGACCCGUGUUGACCCGUGUUGACCCACGUUGACCUGUGUUGACCCGUGUUGACCCGCGUUGACCCACGUUGACCCGUGUUGACCCGUGUUGACCCGUGUUGACCUGUGUUGACCCGCGUUGACCCGUGUUGACCCAUGUUGACCUGCGUUGACCCAUGUUGACCUGUGUUGACCCACGUUGACCCGUCACAUUGAGCCUACACACACCGAGCUGCCUCUGACUUCAACACAACGCAUGGCUUUCUCUACGACUGCACUCCACGUCGUAUCGCCUUAUGUAGCUAACAUUACUGUCCAUGAAAUCCGCUGAGGGUUACGCUUGGCGAGCUAGCUAGGAUGAUGCUUAAUCGUGGCGCCCGGCUGACAGACGCCUCGCUAACCUGUGGCUAAAACUCUCCGAGUGUGUGCUCAGUAGAACCUCCAGGUGGUAGCCGUGUCAGUGUGUGGUGGUGUUAGCAGACGUAUACAAUGCCUGACCUUGGUGUGUGUGUGCGUAUGUGUGUGUGUGCGUGUAGAGACAGGGGGUAGAUGGGUAGUUCUGGAGCGGGCGGGCCUGGCUGGCAGUGCCAAUGGCGUUUUUGUUCUAACAGACGGCGCCGGCAGCCGGGCCUCGCCGCCUCACUAGCUGGCGAUCUGUGGACGAGGUGAUUCCUGAUUUCUGAUCCUGUUCAUGUUCCUCCAUUGUUCUGUGUUUUUUUAAGACGUGUGUUUUUUGAUUUCUUUUUUUUUAUAUUCGAUAACUGACUGUAAUUCCAGUGUAAACGUGUAAACGAGUGACAUGAUGUCAUUUCAACGUGAGAGGGGGGUCGACCCGAUGGUUUUAUGUUUGUACAGAUUGAUAAAUUGUACAAUUGUGUCUAUAUCUUAAGUUAUCAGUUCAUCUUAAUAAAGCGCACCAGUCAUAAACCUUUA